GAGGUGGUUGUGGCUCGGAGGACUGUGUGGAGUGCUGCUGCUGAGGCGGCGGUGGUAUCGACGAGGCGGUGGCGGCGCUGCCCGCCCCGGGCUGCUGUGCCUCUCAGCUUGGCUCCCAACCUCCCCUGAGCCCGCCGGGGCCCGCGCCGGCCAGCGUCUGCCCUAUGAGUGUGUCACUGAUUGUCAUCCGAUUGGAGCUCGCGGAACACUCGCCCGUCCCCGUCGGCUUCGGCUUCAGCGCCGCCGUCGGGGAAAUGUCUGAUGAGGAGAUCAAAAAAAAGACACUCGCUUCAGCUGUCGCCUGUUUAGAAGGGAAGACACCAGGGGAGAAAGCAGCAAUCAUCCAUCAGCACCUUGGCCGUCGGGAAAUGACAGAUGUAAUCAUUGAGACCAUGAAGUCCAACCCAGAUGAGUUAAAAGAUACAAUGGAAGAAAAGGAGUCUUCAGAAGCAUCUCUCCCUGCGCAGAAAAAUAGAGAUCAAAAUAAAGAAUGCAUAAAUGCGGCUCCUGAUUCUCCAUCCAAACAACUUCCAGACCAGAUUUCAUUCUUCAGUGGAAAUCCUUCGGUUGAAAUAGUUCAUGGUAUAAUGCACCUAUACAAGACAAAUAAGAUGACCUCCUUAAAAGAAGAUGUGAGGCGCAGUGCCAUGCUGUGUAUUCUCACAGUCCCUGCGACAAUGACCAGUCAUGACCUUAUGAAGUUUGUCGCCCCAUUUAAUGAAGUAAUUGAACAAAUGAAAAUCAUCAGAGACUCUACUCCAAAUCAAUAUAUGGUGCUGAUAAAGUUUAGUGCACAGGCCGAUGCGGAUAGUUUUUAUAUGGCAUGCAAUGGCCGCCAGUUCAACUCCAUAGAAGAUGACGUUUGCCAACUGGUCUAUGUGGAAAGGGCUGAAGUACUGAAAUCGGAAGAUGGUGCCAGUCUCCCGGUGAUGGACCUGACCGAGCUCCCUAAAUGUACAGUGUGUCUGGAGCGCAUGGAUGAGUCCGUGAACGGCAUUCUCACCACUCUGUGUAACCACAGCUUCCACAGCCAGUGUCUGCAGCGCUGGGAUGACACCACGUGUCCUGUUUGCCGAUACUGUCAAACCCCAGAGCCAGUAGAAGAAAAUAAAUGUUUUGAGUGUGGUGUUCAGGAAAACCUUUGGAUUUGUCUCAUAUGUGGCCACAUAGGAUGUGGACGGUACGUGAGUCGACAUGCGUAUAAGCACUUUGAGGAAACACAGCACACCUAUGCCAUGCAGCUCACCAACCACCGAGUCUGGGACUAUGCUGGAGAUAAUUAUGUCCAUCGACUGGUUGCAAGUAAAACAGAUGGAAAAAUAGUACAGUAUGAAUGUGAGGGUGACACUUGCCAGGAAGAGAAAAUAGAUGCCUUACAGUUAGAGUAUUCAUAUUUACUAACAAGCCAACUGGAAUCUCAGCGAAUCUACUGGGAAAACAAGAUAGUUCGGCUAGAGAAGGACACAGCAGAGGAAAUUAACAACAUGAAGACCAAAUUUAAAGAAACGAUUGAGAAGUGUGAUAGUCUGGAACAUAGACUAAAUGACCUAUUGAAAGAAAAGCAGUCUGUGGAAAGGAAGUGCACUCAGCUAAACACAAAAGUGGCCAAACUCACAACAGAGCUCCAGGAGGAGCAGGAAAUGAACAAAUGCUUGCGAGCCAACCAGGUCCUCCUGCAGAACAAGCUGAAGGAGGAGGAGAGGUUAUUGAAGGAGACCUGUGACCAGAAAGACCUGCAGAUCACUGAGAUCCAGGAGCAGCUGCGCGACGUCAUGUUCUACCUGGAGGCACAGCAGCAGAUCAGCCACCUGCCUGCUGGGGCGCGGCAGGAGAUCCAGGAGGGACAGAUCAACAUCCCCAUGGCCUCAGCCUCCAGCCCCUCGCCUUCAGGGGGCAAUGGGAAAGUGCCGUCCAGGAAGGGCCGCAGCAAGAGGGGCAAGUGAGCUCCAGAAAAACAGUCCCUGAGACUGUCCGGGCGCUUCAAGGGUGUGCCGGGACCUUCGGCAGAGUGGGAGGGUGGGCCCUAAUAAGUACAAGUGAGGAUCAAGCUGCAGUGUUUGGCUCUUUCAUUUGCUAGUGUGUGGUGUAGAGAAUGUAGAGGCUGUUGUCGGGAGAGCUGGUGGCAGUGGGCAGUGUUUUCAGUGGUGGUAAGAGCUCACUAACCUCAGACAUCCUAACGACCAUUUUGCCUUCCUUCUUGGUAGAUGCCCCACCUCUGCUGUGCGUUCUUCUGUUAUGUUUCUUGAGUUGGAAUAUUUGUCGUUUAUUUCUUGGGCAGGUUUAAGACAGUUUUUUUGUAACCUCAAAAGUAAUGUUACCUAGCACUGAAGCACUAAACUUCAUGAAGGUCAUAGCUGCUGCUUUAAAGAGAGGUUUCUGUCAGGCGUGGUGGCGCACCCCUGUAAUCCCAGCACUUGGGAGGCUGAGGUAGGAGGAUCAUUGUAAGUUUGAGACCAG
This is a messenger RNA of Chinchilla lanigera (long-tailed chinchilla), 2457 nucleotides long. It is a transcript of the gene Brap, whose product is annotated as BRCA1 associated protein. Gene Ontology annotation, biological process: protein ubiquitination; Ras protein signal transduction. The transcript has 12 exons. Gene Ontology annotation, molecular function: nucleic acid binding; zinc ion binding; ubiquitin protein ligase activity. Gene Ontology annotation, cellular component: cytoplasm. The record is from RefSeq and is a predicted model, not a curated record. The coding region runs from base 165 to 1943 and encodes 592 amino acids. Lineage: Eukaryota; Metazoa; Chordata; Mammalia; Rodentia; Chinchillidae.